Mytilus californianus (California mussel) is the source of this 2788-nucleotide messenger RNA. RefSeq names its product dynein regulatory complex protein 11-like. Bases 73 to 2622 code for a protein of 849 amino acids. Gene Ontology annotation, molecular function: ATP hydrolysis activity; protein binding; ATP binding. Lineage: Eukaryota; Metazoa; Mollusca; Bivalvia; Mytilida; Mytilidae. The transcript has 18 exons. The record is from RefSeq and is a predicted model, not a curated record.
UUAACGUUGUUAUAGAAACACAAACAAUAUGGCGUAAAAUUUAUUCUGCAUUAUUUUUCUGGUAGUUUAAGGAUGUCUCACAGCACCUACAACAAACAAUGGGGAGAGGGACAGUCAGCAUUGCAGGAUCUCCUGCAACAGGAACUCCCAGAGGAGCCACCAAAACCAGAAAAGGAUCGUUUGGCAGCAUUCCAGUUACUGGCAACCAUGUAUAUAAAAUAUAUACAAAUAUUCCGUAAAUUGGAGCAGUCAUAUGAUCAGAUUGUCCACCCACAGAAAAGAAGAGUCUUACGUCAUGUUUUGGAUGGAGCAAUGGGAAGAAUUUUGGAACUGAAACAUGAAAUGGUCAACCUUGAGUUCUCAGAAUACCACUACUUUGAUGAUGUUUUAUCAGAUUUAAAGUUGACACCCAAUGAUGUAGAAAUACCAAUUCCAAAGUAUUUUAUCUACGAAAGAAUGGAAGCUUUACAGAAAAGGGAGAAAACUCUUGGUCAGAUACUUGCAAAAAUGGGACCACAAGACAAAGAUGAUCGUAAAGAAGAAAUAAAGAUGUCAUUUGAAGAAGCCAUCCAUAUUGUACAGAUUCAUGAGAGAGCGAGACAGGGAAGACUACGUGCUAAAUUUAUGAAGGAGAUUAGACAGCAGGAACUUGAUGAGAAGAAUCAAAGACGUACUGGUGCUCCAACUCUGGAUCCUGAUGUAGCAGCUGUCAGAAUUCAAAAGGUGUGGAAAGGUUUUGCACAAAGAAGGAAAACCAAACGUGACAGAGAAGAAGAAAUGAUGUUUAUAGGAAUGGCUCCACCUCCAAGGCCUCAAAAUCUAAAGAAUACUCAUGAGGCAUUAGCUACAAAGAGAGAAUCAGAGAGAAGAGUUAAACAAACUAAUUAUGAAAUAGAGUACCAGAAUGCACUUGUACAGAUUAAAGAAAAGAUUAAAGAAUCAGAAGGACCAGACAUCAAGGAAUCCAUGAUGGAUCAAAUCAGACAAUGGUUCAUUGAAUGCAGAGAUGCAACUGGAAAGUUCCCAGAAUUCCCUGAUGAAGAUGAUGGUGGAUCUAGUCUGAUAUUUAAGGAGAAAAGUCCAGAAGAAUUAGAAGCUGAAAUGAAAGAAAAGGAAGAAGGAGGUGGUAAAAAGAAAGAUAAAAAAGGCAAGAAGAAAGAUAAGAAAGAGAAAAAAGGAAAGAAAGACAAGAAAGGGAAGAAAGGAAAGAAAGGAGGGGACGAUGAUGAAGAGGAAGAAGGAUGGAAGAUGCAGGAAUCCACUUUUGUUCCUGCUAUAAAAGAUGGACAUGAAGAUUAUAAAGGUGUGUGGGUCACCAGGGACGAGAAAGACAAUUUCUCACAGAGACAUGAUGCUGAGCUAAUUAAAGAAAACAAGAGAAAAGAAGUAGAAGAAGAAGUCAGAAUACAAGUGGAUGAACUAAUGAGAGCAGAACUGAAAAAUCUGAAAGCUGCUGUUGAUAGAGAUAAGGGAAAGAAAGGUAAAGGAAAAAAAUCUGGAAAAAAGAAGAAGAAGAAGGGAAAGAAAAGUGGAAAGAAAGGAAAAAAGAAGAAGAAGGACAAAGAUAUAACUUCAGACAGGACAAUAGACUCUUUAUAUGAAGAGUUGGUAAGAGAAGGUAUAAUAGUUAGAACUCCACAGGUCAAGUUGUCAGACUACGAGGGAGAGUACAGUUAUCUAGGAACAACUUUACGUCAAGCUAAUAUAGAACCUAUGCCAUCAUUAAGUGAUGUCAGAAGACUAGUCACAGAGUUUGGCAUUUUACCUCUAGGUUCACCAGCAGUUCAUGAAAAAGCACCUUUAACUAAAUCUAUAUUACUGGCUGGUCCCCGAGGGACUGGUAAAAAGAUGUUAGUACAGGCAAUGUGUAAUGAAACAGGAGCAAACAUGUUUGAUUUGUCAGCGACAAACUUAGCAGGCAAAUAUCCUGGAAAAGAUGGAUUAAAAAUGUUAAUGCAUCUUGUUUUUAAGGUUGGAAGAGAACUUCAGCCCUCUGUUAUUUAUAUUGGAGAUUGUGAAAGAAUGUUUAAAAAGAAAGUUCCAAAAACAGAUCCGACUGAUCCAAAAAGAUUGAAAAAGGAACUUCCUAAACAAUUAAAAACUAUUAAAGGAGAUGAUAGGUUAUUAUUAGUGGGAACUUCACGGUGUCCAUUUGAUGGAGAGAUGAAACCACUGACCUCAUCAUAUCAAAGAAUUAUUUUGAUACCAAGACCUGACUAUGCAUCUAGACAUUUAUUAUGGCGAAGAUUAAUUUUAAAACAUGGUGGUACUUUAACCAACCACCUUGAUGUCAGCUCCCUUUCCAAAGUAACAGAUGGUUAUACACCAGGUCACAUGGUAACAGCGAUACAACAGAUUCUAACAGAAAGACGAAUUCAGGCAUUAUCAAAGAAACCAUUAACAUCUGUAGAAUUUAUAGCUCCUUUGGCCAGAAUAGACCCUAUAUAUAAAGAAGAAGAAGAGUCAUUUAAGGGUUGGUAUGCUAAAACUCCAUUAGGUAAGAAGAGGGCAAAGGCUGCACAGGCAGAUGAAGAUGGAGAUGGUGGAGGAAAAGGUGGCAAGGGAAAGAAAGGCAAAAAAGGAAAGAAAAGAGGCAAAAAGAAGGGAAAAAAGAAGAAGUAAAAUCUGUGAUAAAACUUUUGACAGAGACACAUUCCGCCCAAGUGAUAUCUUGUUUUUAUACACUUUUAUUGACUUUACAUGUAUGAAUAAUAAUUUAUUUUAAAUAUGAUUUAUGAAAAAAAUGUCUCAUUUUUCUUUUAACAACCAAUGAAGACAAGAAGCUACA